AUGAAGCGGAAAGAUCGGAGGGAGUCCGAGGACGUCAAGCCAUCGACGUCUUCCAAAAAUGAGAAGGAGCCCGCGUCGAAGAAGGGCCGGAAAUCGAAGGGCGACAAGGAGAAUCAUCGACGCAGCAGGCGGAGCCCCUCGGAAGAUGGCUUCGACGCGAAGGAGUACAAAACCUCCUACUUCCUCCCGCUCACCAAAUUGAACGACCACAUCACGUGCCAGAUUUGCAAGGGCUACCUCAUCGAUGCAACUACGGUUAUCGAAUGUCUACACACUUUUUGCAAAUCGUGUUUGCUGAAGCAUUUUGAGGACAAGGACAACAAUUGCCCCCAGUAUGUUGCCGAGGAAAAACGGAGAAGAUACGAUUUCCUGAGACGGCAAAAUAAAAAACAGGGCAUUAUCGAUGAGCCGAUGCCCGGGAAGAAGGAAGAAGUCCUCGAUGUUGGUCCAAUGUAUAAAUGCUAUCAAACAAAACCGGAAGUGUCACAUCACCGCCAAGGGGACCAGACAAUGGUCGAGCUGUCCCCAUCGCCUGGCCUUGGAAAAAUUGGUCGUAAUAUCGUUAGACUACAUUUUAUGGCCACGAUAAAUCUGAUAAAACGAUACCUGGCGCUAUGCCUCUGGAACGACGUGUGGUACCAAAGAGCUGGACGUUUUCUGCAACAACGAGCUGAUGGGCAAGGAUUUCUCGAUGAAGUUUAUCCGUAUGACGAAGUUCCGAAACCU
This is a messenger RNA of Mesorhabditis spiculigera, 726 nucleotides long. NCBI's taxonomy places the organism in Eukaryota, Metazoa, Nematoda, Chromadorea, Rhabditida, Rhabditidae. The record is from the annotation of a GenBank genome assembly.